Messenger RNA from Siniperca chuatsi (mandarin fish), 1728 nucleotides. Its product is annotated as testicular acid phosphatase homolog. NCBI's taxonomy places the organism in Eukaryota, Metazoa, Chordata, Actinopteri, Centrarchiformes, Sinipercidae. The coding region runs from base 254 to 1492 and encodes 412 amino acids. The record is from RefSeq and is a predicted model, not a curated record. Gene Ontology annotation, molecular function: protein tyrosine phosphatase activity; receptor tyrosine kinase binding; acid phosphatase activity. Gene Ontology annotation, cellular component: lysosome; postsynaptic membrane. Gene Ontology annotation, biological process: lysosome organization; peptidyl-tyrosine dephosphorylation involved in inactivation of protein kinase activity; regulation of neuronal synaptic plasticity. The transcript is spliced from 12 exons.
GACGUUGAAGUAGAUUGGGACCAGAAAUCCCUGGAGAGAGAGAGAGACAUGAGGUCAGGUAGGAGGGCUAUAAAAGCACUCCCUCCUUUACUGGAACAUGCACUUAAUGUCAAUCUGGGUAUGACUGAAGAUUUGGGAUGCACAGCAGUUUGCUUCUGUCUGCAACUCAUUUGACUAAAACAGCAAAAUGUGUGAACAAGUAUGCUGAGCAGGGGAACUCUGUGAAAGAGGUAGAGAUCGACAAGUCAAAAAGAUGAGGAAGUUCCAGAAAAGUUUGGGCUGUUUAUUCCUUCUCUGUUGCAUCUGUUUGACUGAAUGUCGGGUGCUGAAGUUUGUCGUAGUUGUGUUCCGACACGGUGAUCGAUCGCCUAUUGAGUCGUAUCCCAGGGAUCCUCAUGGGGAGGAAGUGUGGGCUCAAGGCUUCGGACAGCUGACUGAGCUGGGCAUGAAACAACAGUUUGAGCUGGGCAGGUUUCUAAGGAGGCGUUAUGGAAACUUUCUCAGUGAAGACUACAACAACAAAGAGUUAUAUGUGCGGAGCACUGACUAUGACCGCACUCUGAUGAGUGCCCAGGCCUGCCUCGCUGGGAUGUUCCCCCCAACCAGACGCCCGCCUCCCAUCAUGCCCCAGUUACUGUGGCGGCCUAUUCCAGUGCACACCGUCCCCAGGGCCCAGGACAAGCUGUUGAAGUCUCCAAGCAAAGACUGUCCAAGGUUCAGAGCGCUGAUGACGGAGACCUUUGAGAGUGAGCCCUACCAGAGGUUCCUCAGGGCUCACCAGUACUUUGUGGAGGGACUUUCCAACCACACUGGAUACCCCAUCUCCAAACUGGUUGGCAAAAAAAUAUGGAGGGUCUAUGACACUCUUACCUGUCAGAGGAUCCAUAACUUGACUCUCCCACGCUGGGCCACCCAAGAUGUUCUGGACACCCUGAAGAGAGUAGCAUCAUUUGAGGUCAUGUACAGCAUCCUCAGUCACAAGCGAAAAGAGAAGGCCAGGCUCUCGGGAGGGGUCUUACUGAAUGCUAUCCUGAGGAAUUUCUCCAGGGCCAUAGAGCAAGGCAGCACUCUCAAAUUCAUUAUGUACUCAGCUCAUGACUCUACACUCAUCACCCUCCAGGCGGCUCUGGACGUUUACAACGGCCUUCUUCCUCCUUACGCGGCCUGUCAACUCUUUGAGUUCUACCAGGAGUAUGAUGGUUCCUAUUCUCUGGAGCUGUAUUACCGCAAUGACUCCAGGAGCGAACCCUACCCCAACCCAGUGCCAGGAUGCAACGGGUUGAACCCAUGCCCUUUGCCCAUGUUCACCGAGCUGGUGCAGGACAUGGUGGCAGAGGACUGGGAGGUUGAGUGCGGGUUUAGGACAAGAUGGUCAAGCACAGGUGUCAUAACAGCUCUUGCAGUGGCUGUGGGUCUCCUGGCAGUGGCACUGUUGUUCAGCAUAGGAAUGGCAAUCCAUAGGAGGAGAGCACACUACUCCAGGGAGGUGUAGUGCAGACAACCGUCACACAUGUGCCAAAAUACAGAGAGGUGCUUCUCAGCUGUGGAAACAGCUCUAAUAAUAAUGUGCCAUGUAUUUUAAUAUUUUAGAUCCUGAUUGGGUGUGUGGAGGGGUUUGUGAGCUCUUCUUCUAUGAAUUAUGUUUGUGUGACUAAAAGAAUAUACAGCAUGUACAUGAAGAGUUUUGAAAAGUAUUUUAACAGAGAAAUAAAACAUAUUCAAAAUACA